AUGGCCAGCACCAACGCGCAGGCCGACGGGGCUGCCAGCAGCGACACCGCAAACGAAGGGCUGCUGGUGCUGGUGAUCGACACCAAUCCGGUGCACUGGUUCGCGCAGGGCGGCAGCGCGGCGGACCGCGCGGGGCUGCAGCAGCUCAUCUCCAGCACGCUCGUGUUCGUGAACUCGUACCUGCUGCUGCACCGCAGCAACCGCAUCGUGAUCAUCGCAGCCCAUGCUGGCAAGAGCGCGAUGCUGUACCCAGACCCAGAGCAGGACGACACGACUGGGAGCGCCGAACAGGCUGCCAGGGUGAACGCUGGCGUCAUGCAGCGGCUGCAGCAGCUGAGCGACGCUCCGCUCGACCCGGCCAAGCCCAACCGAACGGCCAUUGCCGCGUCACUGUCGCGUGCUCUUUGCUUCAUCAACCGCGCCAUCAACGAGGAGCCGGAUCUGCGACCGCGGAUCUUGGUCGUCCAGAAGUCUCCGGACGUGUCGGAGCACUACAUCGCCAUCAUGAACGGCAUCUUCUCGGCCCAGAAGAAGAGCGUUGCGGUCGACGCCUGCAUCCUUGCAAACGAGCACUCGUCGUUCAUGCAGCAAGCAGCGUAUCUUACGGGCGGCAUCUACUACAAGCCCAACGACCACAGCGGCCUGCUGCAGUAUCUCAUCUCGAUCUACCUGCCAGACCCGUCCAUGCGCAAGCUGCUGAAGCUUCCGUCACAGGACUCGGUGGACUUCCGCGCAAUGUGCUUCUGCCACCGAGAGGUCAUCUCCACGGCGUACGUGUGCCCCGUGUGCCUGUCGCUGUUUUGCGAGUUCCGACCCAUCUGCUCCACGUGCGGCAUCCGCAGCCACAUCCAGCCCAAGAAGAACGGCUUGCUGAAGAAGCGCCCGCGCGUUGCCUAA
Messenger RNA from Phytophthora sojae, 897 nucleotides. RefSeq lists its product as hypothetical. Bases 1 to 897 code for a protein of 298 amino acids. Gene Ontology annotation, cellular component: transcription factor TFIIH holo complex; transcription factor TFIIH core complex. Gene Ontology annotation, biological process: regulation of DNA-templated transcription; nucleotide-excision repair. The transcript has 2 exons. The record is from RefSeq and is a predicted model, not a curated record. NCBI's taxonomy places the organism in Eukaryota, Oomycota, Peronosporomycetes, Peronosporales, Peronosporaceae.